GUGACCAUGGAGGAAGAAGAUGAGUCUCGAGGGAAAGCAGAAGAGUCAGGCGAGGACCGGGGUGACGGGCCACCCGACAGAGACCCCACGCUUCCCUCUUCUGCCUUCAUCCUGCGGGCCCUCCAGCAGGCCGUGGGGCGCUCCCUGCAAGGGGACCUGCCGAACGACAAAGAUGGUUCUCGGUGUCAUGGCCUUCGAUGGCGGCGCUGCCGGAGCCCGCGGUCAGAGCCCCGGUCCCAGGAAUCGGGGGGGACUGACACAGCUACUGUGCUGGACAUGGCUGCAGACAGCUUCCUUGCGGGGCUGGUGAGCGUCCUGGACCCCCCAGAUACCUGGGUUCCCAGCCACCUGGACCUGCGGCCUGGCGAAAGCGAGGACAUGCUGGAGCUGGUGGCUGAGGUCCGGAUCGGGGACCGGGACCCCAUCCCUCUGCCCGUGCCCAGCCUGCUGCCCCGUCUCAGGGCCUGGAGGACUGGCAAAACGGUUUCUCCACAGUCUCACUCCUCUCGACCUGCAUGUGCCCGCCACCUCCUCACCUUGGGCACCGGAGAUGGGGGCCCCGCCCCACCCCCUUCGUCGUCGUCGUCGUCCUCGUCCUCCCGGAAGGUGAAGCUGCAGUCCAAGGUGGCCGUGCUGAUCCGCGAGGGCGUCAGCAGCACCACGCCCGCCAAGGAGGCGGCGCCCUCCGGCCUGGGCUCCAUCGGAGUCAAGUUCAGCCGCGACCGCGAGAGCCGCUCCCCCUUCCUCAAGCCCGACGAGCGGGCCCCUGCCGAGGUGGCCAGGGCGGCGCCGGGCAGCACCAAGCCCAAAAAGACCAAGGUCAAGGCCAAGGCCGGGGCCAAGAAAGCCAAGGGGACCAAGGGGAAGACGAAGCCCUCCAAGACCAGGAAGAAGCUGCGGGGCGCCGGGGGCGCCGCGACGCUCAAGAAGUCCAAGGCGGACAGCUGCAGCCAGCCAGCGGGGGCCCAGGGGGCCGAGGAGACUUCCUGGUCCGGCGAGGAGCGGCCGGCCAAGGCGCCCAGCACCCCGCCCCCCAAGGCCGCGCCUCCGGCCCCUGCGCUCACGCCGGACUCGCAGACUGUGGACAGCAGCUGUAAGACCCCUGAAGUCUCCUUCCUACCCGAAGAGGCCCCCGAGGAGGCGGGGGUCCGAGGUGGGGCGGAGGAGGAGGACGACGAGGAGGAGGAGGAGGAGGAGGAGGAGGAGGAGGAGCAGCAACCGGCCACCACCACGGCCACCAGCACGGCCGCGGCCGCGCCCAGCACGGCCCCCAGCGCAGGGUCCACGGCCGGUGACUCGGGGGCAGAGGACGGGCCGGCCUCUCGGGCCUCUCAGCUGCCCACGCUGCCCCCACCCAUGCCAUGGAACCUGCCUGCUGGUGUGGACUGCACCACCAGUGGCGUCCUGGCCUUGACUGCACUUCUCUUCAAGAUGGAGGAAGCCAACCUGGCCAGCAGAGUGAAGGCCCAGGAGCUGAUCCAGGCCACCAACCAGAUCCUCAGCCACAGAAAGCCGCCCUCAAGUCUGGGGGUGACACCAGCUCCCGUGCCCCCCUCGUUGGGUCUGCCCCCUGGCCCUUCCAGCUACCUGCUCCCCGGAAGCCUCCCCCUGGGGGGCUGCGGCUCCACCCCUCCCACCCCCACCGGGCUGGCCGCGGCGUCUGACAAGAGGGAAGGCAGCAGCAGCUCCGAGGGACGAGGGGACACAGACAAGUACCUGAAGAAGCUGCACACGCAGGAGCGGGCAGUGGAGGAGGUGAAGCUGGCCAUCAAGCCCUACUACCAGAAGAAGGACAUCACCAAGGAGGAGUACAAGGACAUCCUGAGGAAGGCUGUCCACAAGAUCUGCCACAGCAAAAGUGGGGAGAUCAACCCGGUGAAGGUGAGCAACUUGGUGCGGGCCUACGUCCAGCGCUACCGCUACUUCCGCAAGCACGGCCGCAAGCCAGGGGACCCCCCGGGCCCCCCACGGCCACCCAAGGAGCCAGGGCCCCCCGACAAGGGUGGCCCGGGUCUGCCCCUGCCCCCUCUCUGAGAGCCCCGCCGCUCCCGCCCUCCGUUGCCGCCUCAGAAUUCUGGACGUAUUUAUGGCUCCGCCUCCCCACCUCGCUCCCCUCCGUGGGAUGAUUGGGGGGUUGCUGCGGGGAAGAGGAGGGCCCCUGCCCUGCCCGGCCCCAAGCCUAUCCCCCGGCCCUAGACCUGUUCCUACAGUCUUGCCCCUGUUCGUGCCCCCCAGUUUCAUUAAAGAUUUCAUGAAA
This is a messenger RNA of Condylura cristata (star-nosed mole), 2257 nucleotides long. RefSeq names its product SR-related CTD-associated factor 1 (gene SCAF1). The transcript is spliced from 11 exons. The record is from RefSeq and is a predicted model, not a curated record. Bases 7 to 2034 code for a protein of 675 amino acids. Lineage: Eukaryota; Metazoa; Chordata; Mammalia; Eulipotyphla; Talpidae. Gene Ontology annotation, molecular function: RNA polymerase II C-terminal domain binding.